Molecule: messenger RNA, 1608 nt
Organism: Staurois parvus
Lineage: Eukaryota; Metazoa; Chordata; Amphibia; Anura; Ranidae
Source: the annotation of a GenBank genome assembly
AUGGCUGCAGAUAAAGCAGGAGAGCAAAAUACCGAAAAGCAUGAGGGAUCCACUAAUUGUUCUGGUAUCUCUGACCAAGAAAAAGAGUUGUCCAAGUCUUCUUUCCAAGCAUUUACGGCAGGGAAUUAUGAGGCAUGUCUUCAGCACCUUGGAGAACUUAAAGAAAUUAAUAAAGAUGACUACAAAAUAAUGUUGAACGUGGCAGUUGCAGAGUUUUAUAAAGGUGACCAAUGUACUACAGACACUUUGAAACAAACGCUGAACCAGUUGAGAAAUGAGGUUCAUUCAGCUGUUGAUGAGAUGGACAGUUUAGAUGAUGUGGAGAAUAGCAUGCUGUACCACAAUCAAGCUGUCAUUUUGUAUUACCUGCGCCAGCACAUGGAAGCCAUUGCCAUUGGAGAAAAACUUUACCAGUUCAUUGAACCUUUUGAGGAAAAGUUUGCCCAUGCUGUCUGUUUUUUGCUGGUGGACUUGUAUCUGUUAACGUAUCAAACUGAGAAAGCAUUACAUCUGUUGGUAGUACUGGAGAAGAUGAUUUUGCAAGGCAGCAACAACAAUAAAAAUGGUAAAAAUAACGAGCCAAACAAUAACGCCAACAAUAAGGAAGCUUCUAAUAUGAAGGCAGAAGCAGGAGCUCAACUUGAAGCUGCAAAGUCCAAAAUUCACCAGUACAAAGUAAGGGCCUACAUUCAAAUGAAGUCUCUGAAAGCAUGUAAGAGAGAAAUUAAGUCUGUCAUGAACACAUCUGGAAAUUCCACAUCAUCGCUAUUUUUGAAGAGUAAUUUUGAAUACCUCAGGGGUAACUGUAGAAAAGCUGUGAAACUACUAAACUCUUCAAAUAUAUCAGAACAUCCUGGGUUCAUGAAAACAGGGGAAUGUGUUCGAUGUAUGUUCUGGAACAAUCUUGGCUGCAUCCAUUUUGCUAUGGGAAAACACAAUUUGGGGCUGUUCUACUUUAAAAAGGCUAUUCAGGAAAAUGACAACGCCUGUGCACAGUUAACCUCAUCAAACAUAGAUCCAGGGAAGAAAUUUUCAGGCCGGCCCAUGUGUACAUUGUUGACCAACAAACGAUACGAGUUGCUCUAUAACUGCGGCAUACAGCUCUUACACAUCGGGCGACCAUUGGCAGCUUUUGAAUGUCUAAUAGAAGCUGUUCAGGUUUACCAUUCAAAUCCUCGUCUGUGGUUAAGAUUAGCAGAAUGUUGUAUAGCUGCUAAUAAGGGGACAUCUGAACAAGAAACGAAAGGCCUACCAAGCAAAAAAGGAAUAGUGCAAUCAAUAGUAGGUCAGGGUUAUCAUCGUAAGAUAAUCUUGGCCUCUCAGUCUGUUCAGAAUCUCCUUUACAAUGAUGGGGAAUCAUCUGCCAUUCCAGUAGCCAGCAUGGAGUUUGCUGCAAUAUGUUUAAGGAAUGCCUUGCUCCUUUUGCCCGAGGACCAACAGGACGUUAAUAAAGAAAAUGGUGCAAAGAAUAACAGUCAAACAGGCAACACAGAUUCGGGUGGGGAAAACAAUGAAGGAUGCAGCAAUAAAAGCCAUGAAAGUGAUAAAUUUGCUCCCGCUCCACCUUCUUCUCCUCUGAAACGACAAGAGCUUGAAAAUUUAAGGUAA